CGUCGGUGCUGGUCAAGAUGGCUUCUCAGCAACAACAACCCGGCGGGCCGAUGUCUCAGCCCGGAUUACAACAGCCCACUUCCAUUCAACAACAGCAGCAGCAGUUGAGUCAACAGCAAGACUUUGAUCCAGUUCAUAGAUUUAAGAUGCUCAUUCCACAGCUGAAGGAGAGUCUGCAGAAUGUCAUGAAGAUUGCAUCCUUGAAUUUAGCCCAUAACACGGCCAUUGACAACGGAAUCAAAAGCAGCGACGCCUCUGUUCAGCGCUUCGACAAAAGCCUGGAGGAGUUUUAUGCCCUUUGUGAUCAACUGGAGCUGUGUUUGAGGCUGGCGUAUGAGUGCCUUUCUCAGAGCAUUGACAGUGCCAAACACUCACCCAACCUGGUCCCAACAGCCACCAAGCCAGACACAGUGCAGACAGAAUCCAUGUCUUACGCCCAGUACCUCGGUAUGAUCAAGUCUCAGAUCUCCUGCGCCAAAGAUAUCCACAAUGCUUUGCUGGAGUGUUCCAAGAAGAUCGCAGGAAAGGGACAGCCUCAGGGACUCAUGUAGACCUGCACUGACUGUUCCGACUCUUCUCUGAAUCUGAUGACUGUUUUGAGAAAGAUGAUGGAUUUCAUAUUUGGGGCUUUCCCAUGUUCAGAUCUCAGUUUUGCGCUACUUUGCUCAAGAUGCUGUUUCAUUUCUCAAGAUCUUGUGUAUUUAGUUUUGAUUUUUUUUUUAAUUUAUGUUUCUUUGUAAGUGCUGUGUAAAUAUUCCAGACAAAAAGUCAUGUUCUGAGAUGACCAGCAGGUGGUGGCAGAGCUGUACUUGCCACCUCGAUAUUCACAGGUCUUUUGUAGCUUAUUUGUAUUGAACAUUAAAACCUUUCUACAGAUA
This is a messenger RNA of Seriola dumerili (greater amberjack), 878 nucleotides long. RefSeq names its product mediator complex subunit 29 (gene med29). Gene Ontology annotation, biological process: regulation of transcription by RNA polymerase II. NCBI's taxonomy places the organism in Eukaryota, Metazoa, Chordata, Actinopteri, Carangiformes, Carangidae. Bases 18 to 551 code for a protein of 177 amino acids. The transcript is spliced from 4 exons. Gene Ontology annotation, molecular function: transcription coregulator activity; transcription factor binding. The record is from RefSeq and is a predicted model, not a curated record. Gene Ontology annotation, cellular component: mediator complex.